CAACCUGUAUGUGGAACCUGCCUUGGUCAGAGGUCAUCUAGCCCUGCAGGUAUUCCCACGGGAGGACUGGGACAUUCUUCAAAUGGUGUUUCAUGAAAUUGAAUCUCAAUGUACAGAAGCUUAAGGAAGCCAUUUAACAAACUAGUCAUGUCCUAUUUUGGGCUGGUCAGAUCUGGUGUUUCAGAUUGUGACCAGAAGACCUCAGAAAUCCACAAAAACACAGAUUUUACAGGAGCCUAAAGAGGAGCACCUUAACCUUUUGGAAAUGAAUCAUAUACCUUGGAUUGAAAAGACCUUUCAUAAAAGGGACUGUGUUCACAUAAUACCAAGCUCACGAGAACCUCACAGAUGUAUCCCUGGAUGCCAGAUCUGUCAAAAACUUGUUCGAUGCUGCUGUGGCCGAUUGGUCAGACAACAUUCAUGGUACAACGGAAGCCCAAGUAUUAAUCUUUCAGGGGUACAUUCAAAGCUUCAUCAGGAAACAGGACCAUGGACAUCGGAUAAGCACACAGUGAAGAGCUCCACAGAUGCAUAUGGCACCAUAGCUUUUCAAGGUGGAUCCCAUGGCUUCAAAUCGAAGUAUAUCAGAAUCUCAAAUGAUAGUAAAGCUGAAGAUAUACUUCACCUUAUGGUGAAAGUAUGGAAGAUGAAUAUACCAAGACUGGUCAUCUCAGUACAUGGUGGAAUGCAGAAAUUUGAGCUUCAGCCUUCCUUGAAAGAAGCUCUGUACAAGGGCCUUGUGAAGGCAGCAGUAACCACAGGAGCCUGGAUUUUAACAGGAGGGAUCAAUAAUGGAGUUGCAGACCACAUUGGAGAAGCCAUAAAAGAAGAUGAUUCUAGAUUGUCCCAUACAGUUUGCACAGUGGGAAUUGCCCCAUGGGGUAUAAUUGAAGGCAGAAAUGAUCUUCUUGGACAAAACGUGGUGGCACCGUAUCAAACAUUGACAAAUCCUCUAAGCAAACUCCAUGUUCUCAAUAGCUACCACUCCCAUUUUAUACUAGUGGAUGAUGGCACUGUUGGGAGACAAGGAGGAGAAAUGCAUAUACGGAGAGGGCUGGAAUGGAAAAUUAGUCAACAACAAAUCCAUGCAAGGACUGGAAGGCGGGUGCCUUUGGUGGCUCUAAUAAUAGAAGGUGGACCCAAUACCAUCCACACAGUCUUUGAAUAUCUUCAGCAAAGUCCUCCUGUACCAGUUGUGGUCUGUGAGGGCAGUGGAAGGGCAGCAGAUCUCCUGGCAUAUAUUUAUAAACAAACCGAGAGUUGUGGCAGUCUUCCAGAAGGACUAGAAACUGAUGUCAUGAGUACCAUCAGGAAGAUGUUCGCUCUAAAUCAAAAUGAGGCCACUCAUCUCUUCCAGACCUUAUUAGCUUGUAUGAGAGUUAAAAAUCUUAUUACAGUAUUUCAUGCUGAGUCUGGAGAACACCUGGAUAUAGAUGUUGCCAUCCUUACAGCUCUGUUAAAAGGUAUCAACACUUCUCCAAGUGACCAAUUUGUCCUGGCCCUUGCAUGGAAUCGAGUGGACAUUGCAAAAAAUCAAAUCUUUCUUCAUGGACAACAAUGGCGAGCAAGUUCUUUGGAACAAGCCAUGUUGGACGCCCUUGUGAUGGACAGAGUUGAUUUUGUUAAACUUCUGAUAGAGAACGGAGUCAGCAUGCACAAAUUCCUCACGAUCCCCCGGCUGGAAGAAUUAUACAAUGCAAAACAAAAUGUCAACAUUGACACAUUGCUGCACCUUAUCCAGGAUGUCAAAAAGGGUCACAUUCCUGCAGGCUAUAAGAUCACGCUCUUGGAUGUAGGACUUGUGAUAGAAUAUCUUAUGGGAGGUUCCUAUAGAUGCAGUUACACCAAAAAACAUUUCAGAGCGAUGUACAAAACCCUCAACCAGCGAUCAGCACGUAAUAAAGCUGGCACUUCUUUGCCUCAUAGCGAAAGUAAGGAACAUUUGGACGGAGUGGGAAUAAAGGAAAAAACAAGACAUGGGCAUUUUAUUCAAACUGCCCAACCAUACAAGCCAAAGGUUAACGACAGCUCAAUUGAACUCAAAAACAAUUCAGGAAGAGUUGAUAUCGUAGAGAAUGAAGAUCAGAUGCCCAAACCCUUCACUUAUCCUUUCAAUGAGCUCCUUGUAUGGGCUGCACUAACCAAGAGGCAAAAGAUGGCACUUUUCUUUUGGCAGCAUGGGGAGGAGUCCAUGGCUAAGGCUUUGGUGGCCAGAAAACUUUAUCAAGCCAUGGCUCAUGAAGCUCGCCAGAGUGUCAUUGUGGACGAUACAUCACAGAAACUGAAUGAGUAUUCCAAAGAAUUUGGAGAGUUGGCAGUAGAACUUUUAGAUAAAGCAUAUCAACAGAAUGAAAGAAUGACAAUGAAGUUAUUGACAUAUGAACUCAGCAACUGGAGCAAGUCUACUUGCCUAGAACUUGCAGUUUCUUCAAGGCUUCGGUCGUUUGUGGGCCACACGUGUACUCAGAAACUCUUAUCUGACAUGUGGAUGGGGAGACUCAACAUGAGGAAGAAUUCUUGGUUUAAGGUGAUUCUAGGCCUUUUGAUGCCUCCUAUAAUACCGCUGUUGGAAUACAAAACUGAGGAGCAAAUGUCCCACAUCCCACAGUCUCAAGAUGCACAUGAGAUGAUUGUGGAUGAAAAAGAUGAAGUUAAGCAUUUUGAGGAAGACAUCGCUAUGGACACGUUCAAUGAAGUAACAUUUUCUGAUGGUGUUUGGGGAAAUUCAUCCGAAAAACGAACUGAAAGAAAACAUUGUUACCUCCCUCUUGCACGGAAGUUUUAUGCGUUUUACCAUGCACCGAUUGUAAAAUUCUGGUUUAACACCUUGGCUUAUAUGGCAUUUCUGAUGCUCUACACAUUUGUAGUCCUGGUCAAAAUGGAGAGUUUACCUUCUGUUCAAGAAUGGAUUGUGAUCUCUAUCAUCUUCACAACAGGUCUGGAGAAAAUCCGAGAGGUUAUGUCACAAGCUGGCAAGAUCACUCAAAAACUUAAAGUCUGGUUUUGCAGCUACUUCAACGCAAAUGACACGGUUGCCAUAAUCACCUUCCUUAUCGGUGUUGGGCUAAGACUGGGCUCCAUCCAAUACACAAAUGAUGGUUCCACUGAGAAUUUGGUUUUAAUUGCCGGAAGAUUAAUUUACUGCCUUAAUAUUAUAUUUUGGAUUGUAAGACUGCUAGAUAUUUUAAAUGUGAAUCCGGAUGCUGGUCCAUAUGUUCUAAUGAUUGGCAAAAUGAUCUCCAAAAUGUUUUUCAUUGUUGUAAUUAUGGGCAUUGUAGUGAUCGCCUUUGGUGUCCCUAAGAAGGCAAUUCUCUAUCCUCAAGAAACACCCUCUUGGUCUCUUGCCAAAGAGGUAAUAUUCCGGCCAUAUUGGAUGACCUUCGGUGAAGUUUAUGCCUAUGAAAUAGACGUGUGUGCCAAUGACUCUGUUGUUCCUGAACUCUGUGGUACUGGAACAUGGCUGACUCAGUUUCUGCAGGCUGUCUACCUGUUUGUACAGUAUAUCAUCAUGGUUAAUCUUCUCAUCGCUAUAUUCAAUAAUGUCUAUAAGCGAGGUAAAGCCAUCUCCGACAUGCUAUGGAAGUUUCAAAGGUAUCAUUUAAUCAUGAUUUACCAAGACAAGCCUAUCCUGCCUCCACCGUUAAUUCUUAUUAGUCACUUGGCCUCCAUCAUCAACUGGCUCUGUCGGCGGCAAAAAAAGUCCAAAGCACACAGAACAAAACUUUUCUUAACCGAAGACGAACAAAAGACGCUUCAUGACUUUGAACAACACUGUGUGGGAAUUUAUUUCAGAGACAAAAAAGAUCAUGACAGCUCAAAGAGUGAGGAAAGGAUCCGGGUGACGAAUGAAAGAGUGGAGAAGAUGUUCAAUGAGAUGAAAGAUGUUGGGGAUCGCGUGAGCUUCAUUAAGCAUUCACUACGUUGUUUGGAUCAUCACAUUGGUCAUCUUCAAGAUCUGUCAGGUCUUACGUUGGAUUCUGUAAAUACUCUAAUGGCACAGAGAGCUCUGGAGUCCAGCAGAAGCCAUAGUGUCACAUCUUGUGAUUUAAGCCUUUCAAGAUACACCUCAGAUGAUGGAAUUGGUCGCUCAGUCACAGGAAAGAAAAGCAAAAGUGACUACCUCAUGGGUCGUUCUUUUUCACAACCUGGUAAUAAUCCCCGGAUGACGAAGUCUCAAAGAAAGUCCAACAUAUCAGAGGCAGGACCCACAGUUAGUGGUUUGUUCCAAAAAGUUGACUCCCUACCUGAUUUCCAGCAACAUACUCUUUGUGAAGAUGGCAACACCUGCAUUUGCAAUCAGAAAUUAAAAUCACUCAUAAAGAAAACGAAUCCAGCACUGGUAACAGCGCAUAUGUCUUCACAGGUUCUUGCAAGAAAACCAAUGAAAUCAGAAAUAAAGUCUGUACAAAGUAAACAUGACUCAGAGCAACCAUUUUCUCAAAGCUUUGAGCCAGCUAAUAAUUUAUACACAGAUUCCGAAGGGACUUGCAAGCCAGAGGGCUAUAUUAAUGGCGGCUUUAUUGAUGACAAAGGCCACAGUAUUGAUGUUUCUGAAGACAGCAUUAAAGACACUGAGCAGGCUUUCAAACCUUGGGUAAACCAACCUGGUGAGAUGCGUGAUGGAGGAAUCUCGCAAGAAGAACAUACAGGAGAUUACCACAUGGAUAGAGCUAUGGACAAUAUAAAUCCAAUACUAAGAGGAAAUAAGUUUGUUGGAAUGUUUCAAAAGUUUUGGACAAAGUCUAAAAACACAGAUGGCGGUCAUCAUGUGGUAAAGCAAAUGUCAAGUGAAAUAGAUUCUGCAGAUAUGGAGGCAUACCAUGAAGAAGAAACUAACUCUUUUUCAACCAAUCACUUGCAAUUUGAUGGCGCAGCAACGUCAUAUGAAGAGUCACAGCAGUCAGACUCUAAAGCUGCUUUACUGAGGGAGUCCUACUACAGCAGAUAUUCUUCAAGCCACCGAAACAUGCCUUUCCAAGAAGACUCACUUAACGGAUUCAGUCCUCAUUUUAUACCAUCGAUGGACAUGUCUUUUUACUACUCGGCAAUAGAAAGAAACAACUUAUUUCGACUUUCCCAGAGUAUCCCUUUUACACCUCUACCACCAGCAGGAGAACUCGUCACUGUGUAUCGCUUGGAAGAGAGCUCCCCGGACAUCUUAAACAACAGCAUGUCUUCUUGGUUACAACAAGGACUCUAUGCCAAGAUUGAGUUUCUUGGUAGGGAGGAAAUGGGUGGAGGUUUACGACGAGCUGUGAAAGUGGCAUGUGCUUGGUGUGAAAAUCACAUCCUAAAAGCCGGCUACCUCUAUAUCAUCAAAUCGUUCCUGCCUGAAGUUGUGGAUACAUGGGCGGGAGUAUACAAAGAAGACACUGUGUUACAACUCUGUCUAAGAGAAAUUCAGCAACAGAGAGCAGCCCAGAAACUCCUAUUUGCUUUCAACCAGAUGAAACCCAAAACAAUUGCAUUUUCCCCAAAGUUUCUAGAAGUGUUCCUCUUGUACUGUCACUCAGCUAGGCAGUGGUUCACAGUCGAAGAAUGCAUGGCUGGAAGAUUUAAGAAAUAUAACAACAAUACGGGAAAUGAAAAUGUUCCGAAGAAUAAGCUGGAGGAGACUAUGUUGGCCUUUAGCCACUGGACAUACGAGUACACCAAAGGGGAAUUUCUGGUCCUCGAUUUGCAAGGUGUGGGGGAGAAUUUGACCGACCCCUGUGUCAUAAAAGCAGGAGAUGGAAGAUCACGUGAUAUGAUAUUCGGCCCUGCAAACCUCGGAGAUGAUGCCAUCCAAAACUUCUGUUCUCAACAUCAAUGUAACAGUUGCUGCAGAACGCUCAAACUUCCAGAGCUAAAAAUAAAUGAUUACCUACAGCAUGAAACGCCGGAGAAUUCCAUUGUCCACAUAUCUCAUGAAUGCAGCAGAGAAGGGACAAGACAACAUCCUAUUCCUGACCGAAUGCCUGAUGUGUCGGACGUGUGACUCCUUGGAUUGCAAUACGAUAGGUUAAGGGCUUUUAAAAGUGCAGUCUGAACGAAGAGAAGCCCCAAUGUAAAGACAGGACUUGUUUAAACCUAACACCAUAAAAAGUUAUUGUCAUCAAAUGUUUUUAUACGGUGCCCGAUGAGUCGAGCAUAAUCCAGAAAGGUCCCACACAGGGUCGUAACGCAUACAGAGUAUGCUGGUCUCAAAAUUCCUGUUGUCUUCAAUAGUAAAGACGAAUAAUCCAUUUCUAUUAAGAAUAUAACCACUCAGAACCCAAGGUUAGAUUGUGUGGUUGCUAGAAUAUCAAUAAACUGGAAUCUUUAAACUAAUAAUGAGUAAUAAUGAGU
Spea bombifrons (plains spadefoot toad) is the source of this 6327-nucleotide messenger RNA. RefSeq names its product transient receptor potential cation channel subfamily M member 7-like. The transcript has 39 exons. Gene Ontology annotation, molecular function: protein serine/threonine kinase activity; ATP binding; calcium channel activity. The record is from RefSeq and is a predicted model, not a curated record. NCBI's taxonomy places the organism in Eukaryota, Metazoa, Chordata, Amphibia, Anura, Pelobatidae. The coding region runs from base 266 to 5977 and encodes 1903 amino acids. Gene Ontology annotation, biological process: protein phosphorylation; monoatomic cation transmembrane transport; calcium ion transport.